This is a messenger RNA of Aspergillus candidus, 1801 nucleotides long. Its product is annotated as NAD-dependent epimerase/dehydratase family protein. Gene Ontology annotation, cellular component: cytosol. The transcript has a single exon. Gene Ontology annotation, molecular function: UDP-glucose 4-epimerase activity. Gene Ontology annotation, biological process: beta-D-galactose catabolic process via UDP-galactose, Leloir pathway. NCBI's taxonomy places the organism in Eukaryota, Fungi, Ascomycota, Eurotiomycetes, Eurotiales, Aspergillaceae. The record is from RefSeq and is a predicted model, not a curated record. The coding region runs from base 346 to 1632 and encodes 428 amino acids.
AUUUCCCUUGCAACCAUUCGUUUUUGAUGCCUGUUUUCUCCUUGUAAAUAAGCCAGUCACCAAUCACGAUAUAUUCUUCUGAUCUGACUGUUAGAUACAGCGGUUACAUCGGCGAGCCAGUCAGGGCGCGUGCUUGUCCUUCAAGGAGUAUAAAAUUUGUGAGCUCCUUUCUUCAAGAUCCAGCGGGGGGUCACUUGCUCUCGAUCCUCUUCUUCCUCCCUUCUUCUUGCAUUCUGUUGCAGUAUUCUUUUUUGGCCUGUAACGCGUUGGACUCGCCCCCCCCCUCUCUCAUAUUCUUUCUUUCAUUGACCGCAAACCAUACCCGGGAAACUUGUACCUCCGACGAUGGAAAGUCCUCGAUUGUCUGACACAGGUACUCCGGGGGAGCUUUAUUCUCCGGUAUGCGUGGACACGCCGGCUACGCAAUCAUCUGUUCUGUUCGAUGGAAACCUGGAGGAACUAUUGCGCAACUUUCCUUUGGAUCAGUACAUCCUAGUCACCGGAGGACUGGGGUUCAUUGGAAGUCACACAACAUUGGAGCUUUUGAAGGCCAAUUACAAUGUAGUGGUGAUCGACAACCUUAGUAACUCCUUUCGAGAGGUCUUGGACCGCAUCUCCCUACUAGCGUUCAAGCACCACGAACUGCACGGCACCAAAAUGCCCGAGCUGCAUCUGCAUGCCCACGAUUUUCGGGACACUGUCGCGCUUAAGGGCCUGCUGGAACAAUACCAGGUGAAGUCACGGUGGGGGACACCCAAGUCCAAGAUAUCGGGCGUCAUUCACUUCGCAGCCUAUAAAGCCGUCGAGGAGAGUAUCCGGAGUCCCUUGAAAUAUUACGCCAACAACGUGAGCGGUUUAAUCGACUUCGCCUCCACGCUGGGCGACUUCGGCAUCAAGACUUUCAUCUUCUCCUCGUCUGCUACGGUGUACGGUACAUUAGCAACUUCUGGCCUCCCACUGAGGGAAGAGCUGUGCGUCCACAAGAAAGAAGCCUUUCAUGAUGACGACGGCUCUGAGCGUGCCAUCCAGUCAGGAUGCACGGGCAUCACCAACCCCUAUGGACGCACCAAGUGGAUGUGUGAGGCCAUUCUGGCUGAUCUAGCCGCGUCGGACCCGGAAUGGACCAUCGUCGCUCUGCGAUACUUCAACCCCAUCGGCUGUGACGAGUCGGGUCUUCUAGGCGAGGACCCCCGCCAGGUCCCGACGAAUCUUCUUCCAGUCGUCGUCAAAGUUAUGACAGGCCAGUACAGCGAGCUACAGAUGUUCGGCACCGACUGGGAAACGGCGGAUGGGACCGCCGUCCGCGACUUUAUUCAUGUCACCGACCUGGCUCGAGGUCAUAUCGCCGCCCUGAGUACCGCCAAUGAGGGUAAACUUGUCGAGAACUUCCGCACCUUCAACCUUGGGACGGGUCGGGGUCAUUCGGUAAUGGAGGUGGUAGACACUAUGGAAAGGGUGUCAUCAAAGCGCAUCCCAACGAAGGCCGCCAGCCGCCGUGCGGGGGACGUUGGAUCCUGCGUCGCCGUGGCUUCCAGGUCCCAAGCGGAGCUCCAGUGGCAGACAGAGAAGACACUGACCGACGCAUGUGUCAAUCUUUGCAGUUUCUUAGAUGUCAGCGGUCUCUCUUCGUGAGAGUUAUGCAUUUAAUACGUUGGUUAUGGAUUCAUGGGUGGCGCCCGGUGGUACUUGAAUUUUCCUUUUGUCUUUUCUUUACCUUCUCAGACACUUCACUUGGCCCACUGCAUCACAAGACUCCAAUAUUUUUAUAGUUUCUAUAACCUGUUACACCAUUGACGACAAC